Molecule: messenger RNA, 1005 nt
Organism: Zea mays
Lineage: Eukaryota; Viridiplantae; Streptophyta; Magnoliopsida; Poales; Poaceae
Product: Protein LURP1
Exons: 3
Coding region: 144-767 (207 amino acids)
Source: RefSeq, marked validated
AUCAACCCCAACCCCAACGACUCCAACUCCAAGUCAAAGAGAGCAGCAAGAGCACGUGCCGGCCGCCGAUCAAAUCCACCGAGCAAUCGCGCGCGGCCGCCGAGGUGCCAAGGCGGCGGCGGUCGGUCGGUCUGCGAUAUACGAUGGCGGCGCCUUACUACGGAGGUCCUCCGGCGGCGCCGGCCCCCGUGGCGGUGGUGUCCCCGCAGUUCUGUGCGCCGUACGUGGUGCCCCUGACGGUGACCAAGAAGGCCAUCAGCCUCUCCGACGGCGACUUCACCGUCACCGACGCCAACGGCGCCACCGUGCUGCAGGUCAAGGGCGCCGUCUUCAGUAUCCGCCACCGCCGCGUCCUCCUCGACGCCGCCGGCCAGCCCAUCCUCACCAUGCUGGAGAAGGUAUUCAGCAUGCACAACAGAUGGGAGGUGUUCAGAGGGGACAGCUCGAACGAGAGCGACCUGCUCUUCACCGCGAAGAAAUCCUCGAUAUUCCAGCUGAAGACGGAGAUGGACAUCUUCCUGGCCUCCAACACCGCGCAGCAGGUGUGCGACUUCAAGAUCAAGGGCAGCUACUUCGAGAGGUCGUGCGCCUUCUACCUCGGCAACUCCAGCAGCAUGAUCGCCCAGAUGAACCGCCAGUUUACCGUCACCAAUGUGCUGCUUGGAAGGGACACGUUUGGCGUCACUGUGUUCCCGCACGUUGACUACGUGUUCGUCGCUGCUCUUGUUGUGAUACUGGAUGAGAUUCAUAGGGAACGGUCCGACUGAGGAACAUACCACACCACACCACCAAGCUUCUCCACCGUUGCUCGACCAUGCUAUGCUAUGUAUCAUCAUCACAGGUUAUUCUUGUCAAUUAUAUACUUUCCAUGUAUGUAUAUGUAAGUAUUAAUGAGUUAAUACACUAUCUCCUGAUGUAUAAGUUUUUCUUCAUCCAUUUGAAUAUAGACAUAAAAAUCAAAUGACUAUUAUUUUGGGAUGAAAUGAGUACUAUUUAGUGUCGAUU